Messenger RNA from Scomber japonicus (chub mackerel), 972 nucleotides. It is a transcript of the gene pdgfab, whose product is annotated as platelet-derived growth factor alpha polypeptide b. Bases 208 to 834 code for a protein of 208 amino acids. The record is from RefSeq and is a predicted model, not a curated record. Lineage: Eukaryota; Metazoa; Chordata; Actinopteri; Scombriformes; Scombridae. Gene Ontology annotation, cellular component: membrane. Gene Ontology annotation, molecular function: platelet-derived growth factor receptor binding; growth factor activity. The transcript has 6 exons. Gene Ontology annotation, biological process: positive regulation of protein autophosphorylation; positive regulation of cell population proliferation; positive regulation of phosphatidylinositol 3-kinase/protein kinase B signal transduction.
ACAAGAGUCAACUUCCAGCCUCUUCAGCUUUUCAGAGUUACAAACAAGUGCAGCACGGAGUCUGACUGAGCCCGCUGAGCUGCUCUGACACCCCGGUUUCCCUCCUCGAGGGGAUGGUUGUGGAUCCCCUGGGGCCAGGAGCGACUCUGUGGCUCCUACAGAAUAACACCUUUUUCUUGUUUGGGGUUAAAUCUAAAUUAAAGGGAGAUGAGAGCCGCACUUUGUUACUUCCUGCUGUGGACGACGUACCUGCUGCUGGCCACCUCUGAGGAAGUGGAGUUUCCCCAGGAGCUGAUAGACAGACUGUCCCACAGUGAAAUCCACAGCAUCAGCGACCUCCAGCGGCUACUAGAGAUUGACUCCGUAGGUACGGGAAACGAUGUUAUUGAGGAGCCCAAGCAUCACAAGCACCACAACCACCAUAAGAACUAUUCCCGUCAUCCUGGUUACUACAAUGAACUGAAGAGCUCCCAGCUCCACAGCCGACGCAAGAGGAGUCUCGUGGAAGAGGCGGUCCCAGCAGUGUGUAAGACGCGGACGGUGAUCUACGAGAUCCCCAGGAGCCAGGUGGAUCCCACAUCUGCUAACUUCCUGAUAUGGCCGCCCUGUGUGGAGGUGAAGCGCUGCACGGGCUGCUGCAACACCAGUAACAUGCGCUGUCAUCCUUCCCGCAAGCACCACCGCACCGUGAAGGUGGCCAAGGUGGAGUACGUGAGAAGGAGACCCAAGCUGAAAGAGGUCUUUGUGCGGUUAGAAGACCACCUGGAGUGUGUGUGCACGUCACAGCAUCAUGUGGUGGAGCACUCAGAUGCAGAAACAGUGGACGUGAGGUGAGACCUAUCGUAACAAGGGACUUUAGCAUUGGAGGGACCUAAAUGGAGGAUGCCAGCAACUGGAGACCUGCUGUGUCCUCUUCCCCACCACCAUGCUACCUUCGUUUGAAAAAUAGAAAACUUUUCUGUAAAGAUGAGU